This is a messenger RNA of Xyrichtys novacula (pearly razorfish), 3715 nucleotides long. Lineage: Eukaryota; Metazoa; Chordata; Actinopteri; Labriformes; Labridae. The record is from the annotation of a GenBank genome assembly.
CCCAAUCAUUGGCUACAAGUCAAAAGGCAGCGUUGCGUAAUCCGGAGAGGAACUACUACUAUAAACUUGCUUUGAAUCAGUAAACUUAACCAUCUCCCUACCUUGACAACGAAAUGCGGAGGACAUAACUAAAAUCUGUUCGACGUGCUCAUGAUACAACUGUGCUACCUCAACCACAAAUGCAUUUGUCCUUAGUCUCCCUGGCCAAGGUACGGGAAUCAUAUUGUAAGAUGUGAGCUCAGUGUACUGUGUGUGUGUGUGCGUGCACCAGACUGCUAAUGGGAACCAUAUGAAGCCCGAUUGUUGCUUAGUCAUGGACCAAAGAUUAGGUAGGAGGGAUGUUAGGGUGGACAUACCAUUGGUUGUUAGAGAAUGCAGAGGCUAAGAGACCUUAGAAAAAAGUUCUUGCAAAAUAUGAUUGUCUAGCUGCGAGAGGGGAGUAGAGCUCGAAAAGCUAUGGCAGCCAAUACUAAGGUGAAACCACUGGAAAUAAAUGCGCUCUACAAAGAGAAAUGUGGUAUAUUUUCAAAUGGACUCAGCUUUUUCUGUUUUUCCAUGCAGCCAGUUCUUCAUGGUUACUUCAGAAGCUCCUGCUCCUGGAGGGUUCGCAUUGGUAAGUCACAUCACAGACCCUUUUCUGCUGAUCUGUGAAAACAUUUACAUGUCACUUAGAUGAUAUUAAACUUCUUUGUGCUUCAGCUUUUGCUCUCAAGGGUAUUGAAUAUGACCAGGUUACAGUCAAUCUAAUCAAAGACGGAGGCCAGCAGGUACAGAGGACUACAGAUUCACAUGAUCUGAAUCAAUGCAAAAACGACUGUGCAUGACCCAUUUGAUCAUACUAAUAUUGUGCACCACAAUCCAUGGAUUUAUCCAUGUGCCUUUUAUGAAUUAGUAGUCUCACAAGAACUGUCUUUGUGCGCAAGCGUACCCAGGAGUUUCAGUCAGUAAACCCCAUGCAACAAGUGCCUGCAGUUGAAAUUGAUGGCAUCACCCUCUGUCAGUCAGUAAGUCCCUUACACAUUUCCUCACUUUAAAUCCUGAGUGAAAAAACUGAAAUGUCAUCGAAAAAGAUUGUUUUUUUUUUUUUACUUACAUAGCUGGCUGUGAUCCAGUAUGUUGAUGAGACCAGACCAGGGGCUAAGCUUCUCCCAGCAGACCCCAAGAAGCGUGCCCAGGUUCGCAUGAUAAGCGACCUCAUUGCCUCUGGAAUUCAGCCCCUGCAGGUGAGAACAGCACUGCUCAAAUGUAAAUGUAAAUGUUUUUUACUUAUACAACCCUUUACAACAACCCUUACGGUGAACGAAAGUGCUUUACAAUAGAAAAUAAAAAUUAACCAUAAAAAAUAAUAAAAUACAAUGCAAUGCAAUAAAGUGUCACCACGCUACUAGGUAUUAAAGCCAGCAUAAAUAAGUAUGUUUUCAAUCGAGAUUUGAAAAGGCCCAGGUCGGAAAUAAGUCUCAUUUUGGUGGGGAGCUUAUUCCAGAGCCUGGGACCAGCAACUAAAAAGGCUCAGUCACCCCAGUGCUUGUGUUUGACCUGGGCACCAAGUUGAUUUGAUGACCUCAGAGCUCUACCCAGCUCCCGAACGGUUAAAAGCUCAGUUAAAUAGAUGGGGGCAAGUUAAGAGCUUUAAAAAACAAACAUUAAAAGUUUAAAAUCAAUCCUAAAAGAGACAGGAAGCCAAAAAAGGGAGCUAAGGACAGGAGUGAUGUGCUCACGUCUGUUAGUGUUAGUUAAAAGAUGGGCAGCAGCACUUUGGGCAAGUUGAAGGCGACUAAGAGAUGAUUGGGAGAUGCCAACUUAGGCCAUUGUUUGACAACACAAUCAGGCGUGGAAAGCAAUGGCGGACGAGGGAACGGAGAACAGCCAAUUGUGCGCAUGCGGGUCACUUCAUGGACGCUUUUCAUUUACAUUAGAUGCCGCAUUUGUUUUUGUAAUGUGAACGACCACUCAAAAAGAUCGGAUUUAACAAAAAAUCUGAAUUGUGCAUCAUAACUUGUUGUGUGAACGUAGCCAUAAAGUGCAUUACAAUAGUCUAAUCUCGAACUGGUUAGAGCAUGGAUGGCUCUCUCAAGGUUGUGACGGCUUAAAAACAUGAUUACAAAGUCAACUUUUUUGACUUGAUAAACUUUUGUUUUCCAGAAUUUAUAUGUGAUUCAGAAAAUAGGAGCAGACAAGGUGCAGUGGUCCCAGCACUUCAUUGAUCGUGGUUUUAAAGGUUGGUAAAGGCUCUUCACUGGUACCUCACAUUAUACGUUAUUCUUAAUUAUUUGAAAAUUGAUCAGUUACACAUAUGGACUUUUCUCUUCCAGCUCUUGAACCCAUUCUGAAGCAAACAGCAGGGAAAUACUGUGUAGGGGAUGAGGUAAGAGCGUGACUUUCCCAAUCAAGCAUGACAACAGUGUAAAACAAUAUUCAUUUCAUCUGGAUUGUUUUUUUUUUUUUUUUUUUUUUUUAAGAUAUCCAUGGCAGACAUUUGCUUGGUCCCACAAGUCUACAAUGCAGAGAGGUAUGUAACCAGACAGUUAAAAAACCCUAUAACAUAAACAGCCAACAUGUUCAUGCUACACUCAAGACCCUGCUUUACAUCAAAGUCCUGUUAUAAAGAAGUCCUUAUCCUUUUUCUCUAUCCUUUACAGGUUCAAAGUCAACAUGGAUCAGUAUCCAACCAUCAAAAGAUUGAAUCAAACCUUACUUGAAAUUGAGGCAUUCAAAGUGAGCCACCCAUCUAACCAACCGGACACACCUGCUGACAUGAGUGCAUAGCACCCGACAUCAUCAAACAUGCAGCUUUGUACGUUUAAAAGCCUUUUAUUAAACACAUUUGGUUUCAGUUUGAGUCUAAAGAUUUAUGAGCAUUUGCCUUUAUCCAUUCUACCAAGCCCAGCACUAUAUCUUCAAAUACACUGAUAUUGGGAUCAGGUUUAAGGUCAUCAACUAAUGUGUAAAACACUCACAACAGAUUUGUUAUUCAAAUUUUAAAGCCACUCAUUUUACUGUUUGCCGCACAUUACCUCUGUCACGGAAUAAUGAGUGCUUAUUUAACCCACAAAAAAAUCAUGACAAAAUACAAAACAUGAAAACAACUACAGAAAAAUCAACAGUUUGACAAGUUUACACAGGACAGGUUACAGUACAUAAAAAAAUAAAAAAAAAGGUAAAAACAUUCGCACUCUUUGAAUUUUUCCUCCAUAAAUCCAUCAUUUAAUCGCCAGGAAUUUCUACUGUGCACUUCACUGUGUCAUUGUAGAAGUUACCAGAGCAGUCCGACCCACCAAACACCAGCAAGCGGCAUUUUAGAGGGAGACUUUUGCCCUGUUCCCGUUUCUUAGCAUCUGCUGGGAUAGAGCAGUCCAAAUGAAUCAUGCUGUGUCCCGCACGAGGCUUGGAGCAGAGUAGAGGAUGCACCACUGAGCUCCACAUGUUGGUGUCUGAGAACAAGGAGAGAAGAAAAUACAACUUAAUCUUGCACUUUUAAGAACAUGGGUUUACAAAUGUUUUUCAUACAACACAAUCAAAUGGCAACACAACAGCAAAGACAUGCAUGACAAGACCAUACUGAUUAAAAACUGAAUGUGGUGUUAGUCUUGUGCUCCGAUACCUAGUCCCUUGCAGCUGUCUCAGGCACCAACAAUCACAUCAUAAUCACAAAUUUUAAUCUUGUGUCUGGUAAUCUAAUUUAUAAAAGAUCUUAAAAUAAAAAGGCAGAAAAAAA